This is a messenger RNA of Spizellomyces punctatus DAOM BR117, 1714 nucleotides long. RefSeq names its product GMP synthase (glutamine-hydrolyzing) domain-containing protein. Gene Ontology annotation, biological process: GMP biosynthetic process. The record is from RefSeq and is a predicted model, not a curated record. Bases 35 to 1624 code for a protein of 529 amino acids. Gene Ontology annotation, cellular component: cytosol. NCBI's taxonomy places the organism in Eukaryota, Fungi, Chytridiomycota, Chytridiomycetes, Spizellomycetales, Spizellomycetaceae. Gene Ontology annotation, molecular function: ATP binding; GMP synthase activity; GMP synthase (glutamine-hydrolyzing) activity. The transcript has 7 exons.
UCCUGGCAAACCUCUUUGCCGUCAUUUGGACACCAUGGCUUCCACCGUAGAAGUCUCCCAGCAGUAUGACACCAUUCUCAUCCUAGACUUUGGGUCACAGUACACCCAUUUGAUUGCGCGACGCAUUCGUGAACUCGGUGUUUACUGUGAAUUGCUGGCAUGCACCGUCAAGAUAGCCGAUCUCAAAUUCAAACCCAAGGGUGUUGUACUGUCUGGUAGUCCCUACUCUGUCUACGAUGUGGACUCGCCACAUGUUGACCCUGCCUUGUGGACGUUGGGCGUUCCUAUCCUUGGUAUCUGCUAUGGACUACAGGAAAUUGCCUGGACAAAGGGCGGCAAAGUAGAACCACACGACAAGCGCGAGUACGGAAAGGCUGAUAUCCAGAUCCGUCCUGGAAGCAGGCUAUUCGCAGGACUUCCCAAUGAUUUAACGGUCUGGAUGAGUCACGGCGAUCAGCUUUCCCAGGCUCCUGAAGGCUUCAAACCAGUUGCGUAUACCGCGACGUCGCCUUACACUGCUAUCGAAAAAGAAGAGGAACAGAUCUACGGUAUCCAGUUCCACCCCGAAGUCACCCACACUCCCAAGGGUUCAGCCAUUUUGAGAAAUUUUGCCAUCGGUAUCUGUGGAGCCAAUGCGAACUGGACGAUGGCGUCAUUCGUAGACAAAGAGAUCGAACGCAUCCGAAACGUUGUCGGUCCCACUGCCCAAGUUAUUGGUGCAGUCAGUGGUGGUGUUGACAGUACCGUAGCCGCCAUGAUAAUGAGCAAAGCCAUUGGUGACCGCUUCCAUGCUAUCUUGGUCGACAACGGAGUAAUGCGUCUGAACGAAUGCCAAACUGUUCAGCAAACGCUCCAGAAACACCUCGGAAUCAACUUGACAUUAGCGGAUGCGAGCGAGUUAUUUUUGGGCAGGUUGAAGGGCGUCACUGAUCCCGAGAAGAAGCGAAAGAUCAUCGGCAACUCCUUUAUCGAGGUCUUUGAGGCAGAGGGUGCCAAGAUUGAGGCGCAGGUGGAACAGGAGGGCAAGGGCAAAAUUGAGUUUCUUUUACAAGGAACUUUGUAUCCCGAUGUGAUCGAAUCAAUUUCAUUCAAGGGCCCCUCUGCGACCAUCAAAACCCACCACAAUGUCGGAGGCUUACUGGAUGACAUGAAACUCAAAGUCAUUGAACCUCUCCGCGAACUCUUCAAAGACGAAGUCCGUGCCCUCGGAAGCAUCAUGGGCAUUGAUGACGAGCUGAUCUGGCGUCAUCCUUUCCCUGGACCUGGUAUUGCUAUUCGUAUCUUGGGCGAGGUGACUCCUGAGCAGGUCGCUAUUGCACGUCACGCGGACCAUAUCUACAUUGAGGAGAUUAAGAAGGCGGGUCUUUACAGAAAGAUUUCCCAGGCCUACGCUGCACUCCUUCCCGUGCGCUCUGUUGGUGUGAUGGGAGACAAGCGGACAUAUGAGCAGGUCAUUGCUCUGCGUGCCGUUGAGACAAAAGACUUUAUGACUGCUGAUUGGUUCGAAUUUCCGUACGACAUUCUGAAGCGCAUUAGCAGCCGGAUUAUCAACGAGGUGCAAGGAGUGAAUCGUGUUGUCUACGAUGUCAGCUCCAAGCCACCAGCUACCAUAGAGUGGGAAUAAGGACUUGUGCAAGCUGCGGAUUCAUGAUGGUUACUAGCUUCAUUUUUAUGUACAGUUUAAAUAGAUUAUUUCAUUUGGCUCGAUUACGGA